GAUAUCUUGGGAAGAUAUUGCUCGUACAAUAUAGAAAUUAUAGCAAAUGAUUUGUCAAAAUGACCAUGGAUCCGUUGUUUUUAGCGCUGAGCUUGUUUCGUAGGAGAAAAUUUGAGGAAUCUUCGGCAUUGUGUACAGAACUAUUAAAGAAAAAUCCCUUUGAUCAGGCAGCGUGGUGUCUAAAGACCAGAGCUUUGACAGAACAGGUGUAUGUUGAUGAAGUAGAAGUAGAUGAAGAAGGACUUGCAGAAGUGUUAAUGGAUGACAAUUCUGUGGCUCAGUUACCAAGACCCGGAACAUCAUUGAAAAAUCCUGGCACAGGAAUAGGGGCACCAACACCUGGAGUCAGACCCAUGUCACAAUCUGGACGUCCUUUGAGUGGUUUCAUUAGGCCUGGUACCCAAAGUGCCAGACCUGGAACCAUGGAACAGGCUUUGCGUUCUUCACGGACUGCGGGUGGUACGGCAAGACCGGUUACGAGUGCUUCUGGUCGUUUCGUCCGUAUAGGAACGGCGUCCAUGUUGUCUCAGCCAGACGGACCUUUUAUAAACGUAGCGAAAUUAAACUUCGCCAAGUAUGCUCAGAGACAAAAUCUGGCGAAGUCCCUUUUUGAAUACAUCUUUCAUCAAGAAAAUGACGUGAGAAAUGCUUUAGAAUUAGCAGCACGAGCGACCGAAUCCAGUAAGUUUAAAGACUGGUGGUGGAAAGUUCAAUUAGCCAAAUGUUAUUACAGACUUGGUAUGUUUCGUGACUGCGAAAAACAGUUAAAAUCAUCCCUGCGCGAUGAUGAAAUGGUCGACUCGUAUUUAUACCUCGCAAAAGUUUAUGUUCGGCUUGAUCAACCACUUACGGCCAUAGAUGUCUUGAAGAAGGGUGUUGAAAAGUUCACUGGUGAGACUGCUCUUCUCACUGGAAUAGCAAGGAUUCACGAGGGAUUGAACAACAUGACGGACGCUGUUCAGGUUUACAAGGAUGUUUUACAUUACGACAAUACUCAUGUCGAGGCAAUCGCUUGCAUUGCCACGCAACAUUUUUACACCGAUCAACCGGAGAUUGCUUUGAGAUAUUUCAGACGUUUACUUCAAAUGGGAGUGUACAACACGGAACUGUUCAAUAACCUUGGAUUGUGUUGCUUCUAUGCACAGCAAUACGACAUGGCUUUAUCGUGCUUUGAAAGGGCGUUAAGUCUUGCCUCAGACGAAAAUAUGGCAGAUGUAUGGUACAAUAUUGGUCACUUGGCUUUGCGCAUUGGUGAUCUUGCAAUGUCCUAUCAAUGCUUUCGUCUUGCUCUGUCCGCAAACAACAAUCACGCCGAAUCUUACAACAACUUGGGCGUAUUGGAAUUCAGAAAGGGGAACAUUGAUCAGGCGCGGGUCUUCUUUCAAACUGCACAGAGCUUGGCUUCUCUUAUGUAUGAACCUAGCUUCAAUUAUGCUUUACUCUCGCAAAAGGUUGGUGAUUUACAAAACAGUUUUGCAGCAGUGAAUAAAUCUUUGGAGGCUUUUCCUGAGCACUGGGACAGUAACGAUCUCUUGAGACAACUCCGAACGGAAUUAGACGCUUUGUAAUCAUGACGUCAUAUACAAAGCCCGUCAAAAACUUGUAAAGUGCAGCUUUUCUAUACGCGCACCGAAUCAUAGGGAACGUGCAAACUUCUAUUUAAUUGUAAAUAGUUAAAUACAAAAUUCAUGUAGGAUAGUUUCAUGUAUGAGGUUUUAUAAUUCAUGCAUGGCAUUACCAAAUGAUUGACUAGAGCUGCACGGCUAACCGAAAAAUUGGUUAUUUCGGUCUUUACGUACAGAAAACUUUUUAUGUAAAAAAACCGGUCGUUUCGGUUUAAUUUUUACGUUUAUCUACGCCCUCCUUAUUGCAAACAGAAACAUUUCAAAAACAAUGAUAAUAAUACGUAGUAAUAAGUAAAUAGAUGUCGGGAAAAUAAAAUACCCCAGUGACUGACUCCAAUCCAUUCAAAGCAA
This is a messenger RNA of Xenia sp. Carnegie-2017, 1976 nucleotides long. Its product is annotated as tetratricopeptide repeat protein 8-like. Gene Ontology annotation, molecular function: protein binding. Gene Ontology annotation, biological process: non-motile cilium assembly. Bases 60 to 1568 code for a protein of 502 amino acids. Lineage: Eukaryota; Metazoa; Cnidaria; Anthozoa; Malacalcyonacea; Xeniidae. The record is from RefSeq and is a predicted model, not a curated record. Gene Ontology annotation, cellular component: BBSome; non-motile cilium; ciliary basal body. The transcript has 14 exons.